GGGAUUAAUAUGUGAAUAAUCGUUGUCUUGAAUGAGUUAAAAUGUUUCUCAAUGGUGUGGGACUUGGGAGCUUCAUCAUAAUAAGAUCAUUCCCAACCCACGUACGAAAAACAAAAGGGAGAAAAACCACUAAUAAUUUUCCACAAAUAGUAGUACCUUAAAUCUCUACUUCAGCGAGUGCGGAAAUGGUUCAGUUUCUCUUGUUGCUUUUGGGAAUGAUAAGCCCGUUGUAUGCUACCGCGGCCAAUCGGCCAACAAACAUAUUCAUCUUAGCCGGACAAAGCAACAUGGCUGGCCGAGGAGGCGUCCGACACCAUGUUUGGGAUGGGAUUAUUCCGCCGGAGUGCAAGCAAGACCCGUUCAUUUUCCGGUUAAACGCCAAACUCACAUGGGAACCAGCAAAAGAGCCAUUGCACAAAGACAUUGACUUGAAUGAAACAACCGGGAUUGGACCGGGCAUGGCAUUUGCUAAUACAGUGCUAAACAACGACUCCGGCUUCGGGACCAUCGGUUUGGUACCUUGCGCCGUUGGAGGUACAAGCAUAAGAGAAUGGGAGCACGGCACAUUGCUAUACAACCAGCUAGUCAAUCGAACCAACGUAGCCAGAAAAGGGGGUGGACGGAUUAGGGCCAUUUUGUGGUAUCAAGGUGAGAGUGAUUCUAUCACUCGCCAGGAUGCCACAUCUUACGAGAAAAAUUUAAAGAGAUUUUUCACCAAUUUGCGUGUUGAUUUACGGUUACCAGUUGUGCCCAUCAUUCAGGUUGCGUUACCAUCGAUAUCAUAUCGAUACGACGACAUUGUGAGGCAAACUCAGGGGGGAAUGAAGCUUCAAAACCUGCUAUAUGUGGAUGCCAAUGGCUUGGAAUUGCAAGACGAUCAGAUGCACCUCACCACUCAGUCCCAAGUCCGGUUAGGGAAGAGGCUGGCCGAUGCAUUUUUACAAUUUCAAUCUUCAUAAUAUUUUUUUUUAUGUAAUCAUCUGCGUAAUUCUCAUGAAAGAUUUCAUUGUAAUAUUUUUACAUGAUGUUAGGCAUGUGUAUGGACCAAUAUAGUUUAUUGUUCUUGCAAGCUCUAACUUCUACUUAAUUAACCUUAAACUCAAUGUAACAAUAGAUACAAAUUGAGGAUCCCCGCGGGUAUUUACGUAAUAUUUACUGUGUUUAAUAGAAUGGUGAA
Messenger RNA from Oldenlandia corymbosa var. corymbosa, 1177 nucleotides. The record is from the annotation of a GenBank genome assembly. NCBI's taxonomy places the organism in Eukaryota, Viridiplantae, Streptophyta, Magnoliopsida, Gentianales, Rubiaceae.